This is a messenger RNA of Miscanthus lutarioriparius, 1527 nucleotides long. The record is from the annotation of a GenBank genome assembly. NCBI's taxonomy places the organism in Eukaryota, Viridiplantae, Streptophyta, Magnoliopsida, Poales, Poaceae.
AUGGCCCAUGGGUCCAUGGCAAUGGGCAGAAUGAAUUUAUUCUUUGUCCAUGUCUCAAUGAUGAGCUCGCUCUUAAAGUUGUUUUUUGAAGACUCUUCGUCAGAUGAUGAUGAUGAGUUUGAGAUGAUGAUACUAUCUUUGUUUGCUGCCACUAUAAGCAACAAGAGGUCCAAACAUUGUGGUUCUCUGCGAAGGCAUGCUUUGGUUUGUCGGAAAAAGUCCAGACAUGCUAAGCUUAUGGAGGAUCAGUCACAAUUACUCACACGCAGAGACCAAUCCAGCCACUGCCACCUAGCUGCCUCUUCGAGGGUUAGUUCAAGAAGACGCCAGAUCGGUUUUGCAAAAGAGUGUGUCACCGAGAUGCCACGCGCACUGCUGGACUGCCGCCCGUGCAAGCGGCCGCGGCUGGGGUGGGACGUCGGCCCUGCUGAGAUGCAUCAGAUGGCCUUCUCCGACGAUGAUGAUAUCCUUGACCAAUGGUUGGAGCAAGAGGAGUCCGAUGAUGUUGACUACUACACUGCAGCUGCUCUUCUAGCCGACGUGGAGCGUGAGAGGAACAAGAAACACUGUGAUUCAGUCCCAGGUCGCCAGGUUCAGAUAGGCCUUUGUGAGCAAGAAGUUGUAAAUGCCAUCAGUGCUGUGGAGUUGGGCUUCUCUUCGGAUGCUAUUGUUUCCUCUCCUGUGAACCAAGAGCAGCCUCGUGAUGAGUCCCCUCCACUGAGAGAAGAUGACAAAUAUGGGCGUUAUGUUUUUGCUGUUGGAGAUAACCUCACAUCUCGCUAUAGGAUCAAUGCAAAAAUGGGCCAAGGUACCUUUGGUCAGGUGUUGGAGUGCUGGGACAGGGAAAGGAAAGAAAUGGUGGCUAUCAAGAUCACCAGAGGCACUAAAACGUACAGGGAUACUGCAAUGAUAGAAAUUGGCAUGCUUGAGCAGCUUGGUAAAUAUGAUAAAAGUAGAUCCAGUUGUGUUCAAAUACGGAACUGGUUUGAUUAUCGUAACCAUAUCUGCAUUGUCUUUGAGAAGCUUGGACCAAGCUUAUGUGAUUUUCUGCGGAAAAACAAUUACCGCUCAUUCCCAAUUGCCCUUGUUCGGGAGGUUGCCAAACAACUGUUGGAAUGUGUAGCAUGGCUUGGAUGGAGUUACCCAUGUGAUAUCUGGAGUGUUGGUUGUAUUCUUGUUGAGCUUUGCACGGGAGAGGCAUUAUUCCAGACUGGUGAAAACUUGGAACAUCUGGCUAUGAUGGAGAGGGUGUUUGGACCUUUGCCAUACCAUAUGCUUAAGAUGGCAGAUCGCCACUCUGCAAAAUACAUCAAAGAAGGACAUCUGAAUUGGCCUGGGGGCUGCACUUCAUGGGAGCGCAUGAAAGCUGUGACAAAAUUGCCCAGGCUUCAGAGCCUGGUGAUGCGUAAUGUGGAUCAGUCUGCCGGGGAUAUCAUUGACCUUUUGCAAGGGCUGCUCAAGUAUGAUCCAGCAAAUCGCUUGACAGCACAGGAGGCGCUGAGGCAUCCCUUCACAGAAGAGUUUUGA